Molecule: messenger RNA, 1036 nt
Organism: Theobroma umbraticum
Lineage: Eukaryota; Viridiplantae; Streptophyta; Magnoliopsida; Malvales; Malvaceae
Product: transcription factor bHLH95-like
Biological process (GO): regulation of DNA-templated transcription; endosperm development
Molecular function (GO): DNA-binding transcription factor activity; protein dimerization activity
Source: RefSeq, a predicted model, not a curated record
CACUUUUGCCACCUUUUUUGCGGUUUACAAAACUUUCUUGCUAGCCAGGGGAAUUGUGGUUGUGGUAGUGAAGAACAAGUUUGGUCAUGAAACCAUAUAAUUCAAGCUCUAAUAGCCCAGAUAUAGAUAUGGAGAUGGGCACAGUAGCCAUAGCACAGGGGGUUCAGAAGAGAAGUAGAAAAGGAGGCUUCACAAAUGGAAAGGCUAAGGUUUGUGGUGAUGCAGGUGAUCAAUCCGUGCAUGAGAUGCAUAUAUGGACAGAAAGAGAAAGGAGGAAGAAGAUGAAGAAUAUGUUCUGUAGUCUGCAUGCUUUGCUUCCUCAACUUCCUGCUAAGGCAGACAAGUCUACUAUUGUUGAUGAAGCAGUAACAUACAUCAAGAACCUUCAACAGACUCUCCAAAAGCUUCAACAACAAAAGCUUGAGAAACUAAGGAGUGCAACAGUGGUUGAUUAUGACCAAUCAUCGAUAAUCACAUCGCAGGUGCAAGUUCCUGAAUCAAGGGAAGCAUUCUUGGCAGAUCAGGGACCAUCAAAUAACUAUCCAAUGACCACAGAUGUGUCUCAAACAUUUCCAGCCUGCUUUCAGACAUGGUUUUCUCCAAAUGUUGUCAUUAAUAUGUGUGGGGAUGAUGCACAAAUCAGUGUCUGUUCACCAAGGAAGCCAGGGGUAUUCACCACCAUCUUGUACAUACUAGAAAAGCAUCAGUUGGAGGUGGUGUCCGCUCACAUUUCCUCGGAUCAAUAUCGUAGCAUGUACAUGAUCCAUGUCCAUGCUGGUGGAGCGUCUGACCAAUUUUCGGAGGCAGUGUCUGUGGAGGAGACAUUUAAGCUGGCUGCAGGAGAGAUGAACUUAUGGCUCCUGUCAUGUUAAUACUAUAAUAUAUAUCAACAUAACCUAAGGUCAGUAUACUUUCCAUUGCAGUAAAAAGGGUGAUUCUUUUGAAUUACUCAGGGAUGCCCACAGGCUAGAAUAAUCCGAGUCAGCCUUGGCUACAGGAAAUUGAUCAGGAAAGCUUCUAUCUGCUGCAAAUCCAC